Molecule: messenger RNA, 3840 nt
Organism: Synchiropus splendidus (mandarinfish)
Lineage: Eukaryota; Metazoa; Chordata; Actinopteri; Syngnathiformes; Callionymidae
Gene: armc5
Product: armadillo repeat containing 5
Exons: 8
Coding region: 223-3597 (1124 amino acids)
Biological process (GO): anatomical structure morphogenesis
Cellular component (GO): cytosol
Molecular function (GO): protein binding
Source: RefSeq, a predicted model, not a curated record
GAGUCCACUCAGACCGCAGGAAGCAGCCGUUCAACCACAGGUCCUCAAGAGUCAAAGUCACCUGGGACACUAGAGUCAAGGAAGAGUCACCGAUGCUCAGCAAUAACACUGCUCUCAAAACACUUUAAAGUAUGCUCUAAAGUAAAGGACCACGAUGCUGCGGUCUGGUUCUAAUAGUGCACUAAAGUGAGUGGUAGUUGAGAAAGGCCAGGUGCGGGAAUCAUGGCUGCAUCACCUGAGCAAGGUGACCACCGGCAAUCUCCACAGCCGUCCUUGCCCGAGUCCUCUCUGACCUGGUGUUUGGCUCACGUCUGCAAACCCAGGUCAGGCUCCGAACACCAGGAACCUGGGAAGGACAAGCGCUCCCGGGUCUCUCAAUGGCGAGCGCUGGUUGCGAUCCGGACCCAGCACAUAAAGGGAGACAAAGCGGGCAUCAGCAGGUUCAGAGCUCGAGGCGGCCUUCGCCUCCUGCUGGACCUGCUCAGAGACCCCGAAUGUUCCCGAAAGACUCUGGACUUGGCUCUCAGCAUUCUGGCCAACUGCUGCACGGAGCCGGAGACGCGUGUGGAGGUGCGAAAGCUGGAUGGCAUCAAUGUUGUUGUGGAUAUUCUGAAGAGAAAUGUGGCCUUGGAGACGGUUCAGAACCGAGCUGCUCGGGCUUUGGGUAAUUUGGCCAUGGAUUCUGAGAACUCUGCCCUCAUCCACUCGGCCGGUGGUGUUCCUCUGCUGCUCCUCUGUGUGUCGCUGUCCUCUGCUCCAUCCUCGCCCACCACCGCUUCCCCCAAAGAGCCCUGUCCCAAAAUGGAGUGCGCUCAGUCGGCCGCCCGCACCCUGCUCUACCUCUCGGACACGCCCGCUCACCGCCUCUCGCUCCUCACUCAGGGGACCCUCUCGGCCGUGGCCCCGCUCAUCGCCCCAGAAUACCCACAGGCUUUGAGGCGCGCCGCGCUGCGCGCCCUCCACGAGCUGACCCGAGGGUGUGGGCCAGAGUGCGCUCGUGAAGUCUCCCGCUCGGGAGUCCUGGCCCAGCUGACGGUCAUGGCGCAGGGGGAGUCCGGUAAACCCUUUGAGGAGCUGGCGCUCAAGACGCUGGCCAACAUGUGCGCUCAAGCCGGCCUGCGGCCCCUCGUCGGGUCUCUCGGGGUCAUUCAGAAGUUCGUGGAGGAGGUGAAGAGAGACCUGCUGAAGUCAGGCGUGUUCCUCAAGGCACUGUGCUUGUGCUGCAAGGAAGCUGUCAACCGCGCCAAAGUGAAGGAGAGCGGAGGACUGGAGGUGCUGAUCAGGCUUCUGUCGGAGCAUCAGUCGCACCCACUGACUCGAUUGGCCGUCCUGGCCUUUGUGGAUUUUGUGUUCGAUGAGACGGCCAUGGAGCAGCUCCUGGACCUGGGUCUGGUCCCCCUCCUCGUAGCACGACUGGUUGACCUCACCCGAGAUGAGGAUGACGCAGCACAGAAGAUGGAUGUCAGCGUCGCCUCCGUGUCCUCCUCUGAACUUUCCUCCCCCUUCUAUGAAUCUUAUGACUUCCCGCCACCAGAGGGAUCCAAGAAGGAAGAUGUGGGACGAGAACCUGGUCUGUGCUCCUCCAGCUUUUCAAGUCUCAGGUCGUGGUUGGUGUCUGAGGGACUGAUCCCCUCGGAGGAUGACCUUCUGGAUGCAGACUGGCCGAGUCUCCACAUCCCAUCGACGUCCUCCUCUCCAAACCCCGACUCAAAUCUGUCCCCCAUGUACCUGUCGCCUUCCGUUAUCGUCACCUCCCCUUCGUCCUCAGAGGGUCCUCUUUCACCGUCGCUGAAAGCCCUUGAUCCCUCCCUGACCCUGGGGUGUCAGUCCGCCACCACCCCCUGCACAGCAGCACCGAGUCCGGUCUCUCCAUCCAAGUUCUCCUCCCCUCUCAGGAGACGGCAGCGGCAACCUUCAUCGGCUUUGCCUCUCAAGACCCUUGAAACGCCACCUCCGGUCCCUCGGAGCGUCGCCUACCAGCACCCGUAUCACCCUGAACCCUGGACUCCGGAGUCCCCCAUCCUGCUGCUGUUGUCCCGCUUCUCCCACGCCACCGACCCCAGCGCUGCGCUGGUCACCUCCAGCGUCAUGUCCAGCCUGAUCUGCUACCUCACCCAGCACCCGGACCCCAGCAGCCGCUGUGUGAGGAUGUUGUGCCGCCUCAGCGUGAACCCAAACUGCCUUCAGGCCAUGGUCCGCAGCGGUGCCGUCGCCCUGAUCCACCGCCACCUCUGCCUCGGUCAAGGAGAGACCCGGCAGCCGGAGCGGGUCCGAACCAAAGUCCAGCAGCUUGGCCUGACGCUGCUCAACAACCUGCAUGUGCAGUGCGAGUCCGGUUUUGGUGCUGGGGUUCUGGCUCAUGUGAUGCUGUCGGGAUCCGAGUCGGACAAGCUGAACUGCGCCCUGGCUCUGCCGCUGAUCAGCAGUAACAAGUCGCUGCUGAAGAAACUCCUCCUGGACUCCGGCGGUCUGAACUCUGCACUGCUGCCUCUCGGUUGCCGUGACGAUAACUCGGACGACUCCGCCCGUUUCUUCUCCAACUGGACCGACUCCCCCCUGGUCACCUCAGACCUCCAAUCUCUGUACUACUCUCAUCUGGCUGCAUCGCUGUGGGCACUAGUGGGUGGAGCCAAGCUGGAUAAAAAGCCGGCCGUCGGUGGAGUGCAGUCUUCCGACAGCACCGUGGCACCACCGCCACCAAAAAGGAAGCGUCUGGGCGACGACUGUCCGUAUCACAGCACGGUCUCAGACCUGCUGCUGCAGCUGGACGAUGACACGCGCUUCCCUGCUAACAGAGAGGCUGUCGCCGGUGCUGACGCUUCCCACCCGGUUGGGUCGGAGUAUUUCAGAGCUCUGCUGCGCGGCGGGUUCGGAGAAGCUCUGGACAAUGCCGACCAACCCAUCCGAAUCCAAGACGUGAGCACCGGAAUGCUUGAGCCGGUGCUGCACUUCCUGCACGGCUGUCGGCUGCAGAGCUGCGAUUCUGACACUGGGAGGCGCUGCCGUGUCCUGGACUCACUCAGGCUGGAGGGCCUUGGUCCAGCAGACUCAGUGGAGGGCUUCUGGAAGAGUCCAAUAGGGGAGGCCAUGGCUGGUGCCUGCAGGUUUCUGGUGUCUGAGCUGCAGGUGGCGCUGGAGGAACUGUGUGUGUCUCUGCUGCUAAACUCACAGCUGGAAAAAGAGUCUCCUGAGGAAAACCUGGCGAGUCAAACCUCUGAACUGGCGCUGGAGACUGAAGAUCCAGCUGAAUUAACACAGACAAGCAGGUCGGACCCAGUCGGAACCGAGCCAGCAGGUUCUCAGCUGUACUGGGAUCAGACUGAAAAACCAAAGAAGAGCCCAGGAGCCGAGAGGUCCGGACCCAGUCGGGCGCUGGUGGCCGCCCUUCCUCAGGUGUACCAGUUCUGCCAGCGGUACAGCUACCCAGAACUGGGCCGGGCCUGCUUGUUGCUGCUGCUGGGCCAUCAGAACUGUCCGCAGGCGCCGCUCUCCUCCGCCCUCGCCGCCACAGGCCUCCGCCAAGUCGUCCGGGAAUGUGACUCCAUGGACGGACUGAAGCGGGACCUGCUGGCGCUGGUCUCAGCUGCUCUCAGCUGAUGCUGAACGGUUGACGUUCAAGUGCAGGAAACUUGAUGAAUGAUGCUGAUGGAAGCAAUUCUUUUUUUUUUUGUUUUUUUUAAAUGGACCUAGAUGACUGGUCCUAUCAGGUCGGGUCGACCCUGUUUAUGUUGUAAAGAUAGAUGUUAUUGGACAGUAGAUCAUGCCAUCACAUGUGGACUGCACUUGUAUCUGAUCAUGUGACUGAAUACAUCAACAUGAAACCUGCCGCUGCCUUCUCUC